Messenger RNA from Fusarium oxysporum Fo47, 2727 nucleotides. RefSeq lists its product as uncharacterized. NCBI's taxonomy places the organism in Eukaryota, Fungi, Ascomycota, Sordariomycetes, Hypocreales, Nectriaceae. The transcript is spliced from 13 exons. The coding region runs from base 1 to 2727 and encodes 908 amino acids. The record is from RefSeq and is a predicted model, not a curated record.
AUGAGUCUCCUUAUUGCACCAUACAACAACGCUAUGCGUUUGGGUCAAGGAUUCAACUCCUAUACCCAGGAGAUUUGUGUCGAUGAUGCCGUCAUCAUCGAUCCAGGUCGUCCAGAGAACCCUAUUACCAAUGAUGGGACCACGAUGACUGAUCUCCGAGCCGCGAUGAUAGGUCCGUCAGCCUAUGUCGCUCUCAAAACUCCCGCUGCUGUGGAUGAGACUCCAAUCACAGCGCAAUAUGACGAGGAGGAGCCGAAGGCAAUUGAGCCUGCUCCUCAACCCAGUGUUGACGAUGCCGUGGACGAGCCAGAGCCAGACAAUGGUGUUGCUGAGGCUGAGGGAGAGGCUGUUGAUCCGGAAGAUCCCAAAGAAGAGGUUCUGACUGAGGCCGCGCCCGAAACUGACGUGGAGACCGGUGCUGGCUCUGAUGUUGCGGGCAAUGACACUCCCCCCGCAAACGACGGGGAAGCGGAGAGUCCAGAGCUUGCUCCAGAUGAGGCCAAAGUUGAAGAGGGUAAAGUCGCCAAGGACAAAAAAGACAAAGAAGACGAGGUUAUGAGACGACCAGUUCGUGAAAAGGCUGAGAUGCAGGAGCAAAAGCGGUACAAUGCUGCAGAACAGCGAGCGCGAAAAGCUGAGGCCAACAAACGAGCCAAGGACGCUGCCAGCCUCACUCCUUAUACUAAGGCCGAGCGCGACGCCUGGCUGGCGAAACCUGAACUGGCGAAAGGCAAGAGAGCUGGACAGAACCUUGGCAUCAAGACUACCAGGGAGUAUGAGUAUAAGCCCUCUGGCGCAAGAGGUCCAUCCCAGAUUGUGACAUAUUCCUCUCGCUUUGUUGAGAAGCUCAGCGACAUUACAGAUGACAUGAAUAUCUCUGGUGCCCUGUCUAUCCGAUAUGGGGCUAUCGGUGGCUCUGGUCGUGGUGCAUUUAUAAACACCGAUAAGUUCCAUGAAAGUGAUCCGAACUUCUACAUUAGUGUUAAGGUCAUCAAUCAGACUAUUAACAUGAAGGAUGCGUUGAUCUAUCAGCCGCUGCGCUCAGUAGACUCUAGCAACUUUCUAGAGGUCUUUGGAGACAGCUUUAUCUCCGGCUUCGUCGAAGGAGGCGAGUUUAACGCGCUUGUCAGUAUGAAGGUCCUCAACAAGGAACAGAUGACAAAAAUCAAGGCUGAGGCCAAAGUGGCAUUGACCGUAGGCGCUGCCGAGGUUAGUGCAGAGGCGGCUAUCGAUAUCGCCAAGGCAAACAUCAGCAACAAUACAGAAACGACCGUUCAGGUCAGCUGGUCUGGAGGUGGCUUCAUCAAGCCUAUCGACGAGCCCUGGGACAUUGAAUCUCUGAUGAGCGCUGCCGCGAGGUUUCCUGAUCUCGUGGCUGUGACCCCUCAGCGUACCUAUGCUAUUUUGACUAAGUACGAAAGACUUAGAAGCUUUGUGAAGCUUAAACCUGCUAGGUUCACUCGCAUGCAGUAUCAAAAUGCUCAGCUUUACACAAACAUGCUGAUGGAUACAUACAUGGACUACAAAACUAUGCUAAAGAAACUGUCAUCAGAUAUCUUCGAUAUUGAGAAUGGAAUCAAAGUGUUCCACAUUGAUCCCAACGGUAACCAUCAGGUCGCUAAUCAAAGCACCGGAGGAUCUUCAAGCGCUUUAGUCAAGGCUAAGUUGAAGGACUCGGACAACGAGGAGCCAUUUCCUAUGUCUUUGGCUGGUCUUGACAGAGCGCGAAGAGCCGCUCGAUUCCAGAUGAUCCGCAUCGUUAAUGAGGUCGACAGUAUUACACGUGACCCUUCACUGGCCGCAGAUGAGGGUCGAGAGGAACCGUUCCAACCACCUCGGGCUUUCAAAAGCCGCAUCCCGGCCAUGAGAGCCCUUGAAGAGGAGCCUUCGACUCCUCUUAGAGAGGACUUGAUUGCUCCCAGCAAGAGAAUGGCAUAUCCCCCCCUCUGCCCAGCCUUCGAUGAGCUCGCUGAUGCGGAGCGGCUCGCUGUCACUAACAUCACCAGGGACCGCCCGGAUGUGAGCAGGUAUUUCCGACUCAUGUGCCCGGUCGGCUCAUCAAAGACCGGGCAGGCGUUCAAUAACAUCGACUUUCUGAAAUUCUCCUCUUGCAUUUCAGCGGUUCGUGUUGGUGUGAACACGGGCCUUGUCGUCUGUCUUCAGAUACAGUAUGACAAUGGUCUGCAGUGCAUGCACGGAACCAGCCACGCGCAAGGCACAGAGUACUUCGGACUGGAGAAUCUUGGCUCAGAGGAGCGUAUCAUUGCCGGCUCAAUCGAGACGGGUGAGCUGAUGGCAAAGGGUGAGCCUGAUCAAAAGCCGGAGCCCAAGAAGGGAGACAAACUCGACACAACCCCGGCUGCUGAGCCACGUAUCACGUCUAUUAAGCUGUAUACCAACCGUGGUCAGAGUAUUAUUGCGCAGGCGGCCAUUCCCAAGGAUGAGUUGCCUCGUAAGAUUGCCAUGAGAGGUCCCAGGAAGUUCCGGAACCUGACUAGCACGGACUACGAUCCAGUGAUGGAGAAUGGAUACAUCAAAGGCUUCUGGGGACAGAGUGUCAAUGGGCCAUUCGGUACUGAGAAAGAUGGUAUUUGGCGGCUCGGUGUCAUUUGGGGCAAUGACCUCAAGCCAGAACAGCCUAAGCCGAAGGAACAGGUGAAGACUCAGAAUGAUAAGGGGAAGGACGUUAAGCCAAGGGAGGCGGGGAAGCCAAACAACCAGAAAUAA